AUGACUCUCUGUCCUUCAUAUUUGUUCCUACAUUUUUUAUUCGUACAAAAUGUACGAGCGGGAUGGCCAUUGCAGAACUCUUCCGCAAUCCAAUUAUUGGGUCUUUUCCCGGAUGCAAAUAAUUCAACAGAAACGAGUGAAUUAUCCAUUCACUCACGUGCAAUGUUUCAAUCUGCGAUAUUACUCGCACAAAAAUAUAACAUAACGAUUAACGAUCAAUAUAUUUCAUGGCAAUCCGAACAAACAGGUGGAAAAGUUAUGAACGCUCUUCGUUAUACAUGUCAAGCCCUUUCUUCGUCUACAAUUGCUGGUAUUGUUGGUCCCGCAUCUUCCAACGAAGCUGAACAAAUCGCUAAUUUUGGUUCAACAAUUGGUUUACCUGUCAUAUCCUAUUCUGCCACAGAUUCUCAAUUAUCAAAUCGAAAUGCGUAUCCAACAUUUUAUCGUACAGUUCCAUCGGAUGAUACAACAGCUAUGGUUAUUGCUGAGCUAUUUCUGCAAUAUAAUUGGACGAAUUGCAUAGUCGUGUAUCAAAAUGAUCCAUUUGGAAUCGAUGGUGUUGAUCGUUUAAGCGCAGUAUUUGUCAGUCAUGGUUUACAAAUUGGCAGGUUAAUUGAAUUUGACAUUUCUACAAAUGAAAUUCAAGGUAAUCUGAAAGAUUAUCUAAUGAACAGUCCAACACGAAUCGUUCUGGUUUGGGCAGAUGAAUCUUCGACAUCUUAUAUUAUUCAAAUUGCUCUCAAUCACAAUGUUCUCGGUCCGAAAUUUCUUUGGAUUUUAACUUCAACUUUUCCUCUCACAUCUUUUCAUCAAAAUUCUUAUGAAAACUUAAUUGGAAUAAUCACAAUAGAACUCGUCACUGGAAAUAUUCUUGAUGAACUGAUUAAUUCAACGUUAUUAAAUUCAGCAUAUGACAUUUGGAAACAAAACGAACCGGAGACUUUCCCUCUGUCAAUGCAAAAAAUCAAUCCUCAUGCAUUAUUUGCCUUUGAUGCUACGUGGAUCCUGAUUGAAUCUUUACGAAAACUCUGUUCAAUGAUUGAACCUCCAUGUCUAAUAUUCAAUAAUUCGUCACUUUGUUUCGAUCGUUUGUUUCUUCAUUCGGAUCAGCUAUUAAAUACAAUUAAUUCCAUCGAAUUUCUUGGCGUUUCAGGUCUCAUUCGAUUUCAUGCAAACACCACUGAUCGAGUCAAUGGAUCGUAUUAUUACGUACAAAAUCUUCAAUUAAUCUCAAAUAACCUCAAUUUUAUUCCUGUUUUACAAUAUUCUGACAAUUGGCAAAGAUAUUCCGAAGCAAAUGUUAUCCGUUGGCCAGGAAAUUCGUUACAACCUCCUACCGGCCAAGCUUCACUCGAAGGUAUUACUUUACGCAUUGGUGUUAUUGAAGCACCCGUAUUUACAAUAGUUAAUGAUCGGACAACAAUGAAUUUAACUGGAUACGUAAUUGAUUUAAUCGAACUUUUACGAACUGAAAUGAAUUUUAUUGCCGAUAUUCAAUUAGCGUCAGUGAAUCAAACAUAUUCGGGAUUAAUUCAAGCCGUUGCCAAUGGAGUUUAUGAUAUCGUUGUUGGUGAUGUGACAGUGAGUUCAGGACGAAGGAAAAUUGUCGAUUUCUCUAAUUCAAUAUUUGAUAAUUCUCUUCGAUUGAUGGUUCGAAAGGUGUACACAAAUGCACCUGAUCCAUUAGCAUUUUUAAAACCAUUUUCAUUCAAUCUAUGGAUCACAUUUUUGUUUGUUUGGAUCUUUGCAAGUCUUUUGUUUUGUUUCGUUGAACGAGAAACCAACGAUAUGUUACAAAACCGAUCGUUCUUAUCGCAAGUAGCAAUGAGUUUAUGGUACACUAUUGGUCAUUGUAUUGGACAUGGAGUUGAUUUUCAUGUCAGUACUCCAUCUGGACGUUUGUUAACUGUUGGUUUGUAUAUGUUAAGUUUAGUAUUAAUUGCAUCAUAUACAGCGAAUUUAGCAUCGGAUUUAACAAUAAUGAAAAGUCAAAGUGUUCUGUCAGGAAUUGAUGAUCUGAAAAAUGGAAAAAUUCCAGCGAAUCGUAUCGGAAUUCGUGUUGGUACAGCUGCGGUUGAUUAUUAUUUAAAAGAAAUCUCCAAUGGCAAUGCGAAUUACUAUCCACUGUAUUCAUUACAACAAGGAUAUGACGAUUUAUUAGCGAAUACGAUCGAUGUGCUGUUUACAGAUAUUGGAGUUGGAGAAUAUAUAACAGAUAAUAUUUACUGUAAUUUAACUUUGGUUGGAAAUGAAUUCGAUACAGGUACUUUUGGAAUUGUUUUAGCAAAAGAUUGGAUUUAUACAGAACAAUUCGAUGUGACGAUUUUAUCUUUGGGAGAAACGGGUUUGUUGGAUAAUCUGAAAAUGAAAUGGUUUCAAACUUCAAUUUGUCCUGAUACGACAGAUACACCAACUACAAUUGAAGUUCAAUCAGUAAGUGGAUUAUUUGCUGCUUUUGCUGUUGUGGUCGUUCUAUCGUUAAUCUUAUUUGCAUGGAGAAAACGACAUGUUUUGAAAAAUUGUUCAAAUUUAUCAAAUCAAUUCGUAUUCCGAAAAAGAACCUAUGAUCUAAAUCAAUCGAAUUCAUCAUCCAAUCAUCAGCAAAAUCAAAAUACAUUGGCAUUGUCCGCUAUGUAG
Messenger RNA from Adineta ricciae, 2637 nucleotides. The record is from the annotation of a GenBank genome assembly. Lineage: Eukaryota; Metazoa; Rotifera; Eurotatoria; Adinetida; Adinetidae.